Messenger RNA from Microsporum canis CBS 113480, 2946 nucleotides. RefSeq lists its product as hypothetical. The record is from RefSeq and is a predicted model, not a curated record. The coding region runs from base 1 to 2946 and encodes 981 amino acids. NCBI's taxonomy places the organism in Eukaryota, Fungi, Ascomycota, Eurotiomycetes, Onygenales, Arthrodermataceae. The transcript has a single exon.
AUGGCUCGCACUCGAUCCCAACCUCUCUCGCCAUCUGGCUACCAAAUGUGGCAAACUCCACCCAGAACUCGCAAGCAGACUGCAGAAGCUGCUCCUACCUCUAAAGCUGCGCCCAAAGGUCCUAAACCGGCAACUACACGCGUCACAAAAAGCAAGGCCAAAAAGGGCAAGAAGGCAGCUCCAAAGAAGCGCGUUCCAGGAAGUUACGAUGACUCGGAUGACGAUCACGAGCAAGCUCCUUCCGUUGAAGAGAGCAGCAUCACCCAUGGAAAGAACGACGAUGAUGUCAACAAUAACGUUAACAACAAGCAGCAUAGCAACGUCGCCACCAAGGACGAUAAGACCACUAAUCCUACUCAGAACCCUUCCCCAUCUACUCCCCAAGUCCAGGUCCUCGUACCGAUCCCAUCGCCGGCCAAUGGCCCUACUUCUACCCGCGCAACUCCUUCUACUCCAACCCCGAAUACUCACACUGCAGCUCGCACCGGCGACGCAUUGCAUGUCUCCCCCGUGGUAGAGACCGCAGCUAAUGUCGAAAAUAACGACAACAUCAAAUCCAACAUAAACGGCAAGCAAGCGCCAUCUCAGAGUGAGCCUCAAAACCUUUCUUCCCGCCCUAUCAAACCCUUUACCCGCCGGUUGCCUGCCAGGCACCAGCCCUUUUCACGUUUUGCACCAGUCGCCUCCUUGAUUAGCCCUAGCAACCUGGAGGUUUCCCCAACCCCUAUCAUCGACCUGGAAGGUGGUGUGACUCGCAAUGGUGAACGCACCAAACCUAAAGAUAUUUUCUUCUACCCUCCUCCCCUUACUGCAAACCCAGUUUUCCUUACUACCCCCCAUGUAUCCAUUGAGCGCACACCACUGUGCCCAUGCUGCAACAGGAUACUGGUUUGCCUCAAUGACCAUACUACUUGGACUCAUAAAGGGUUUUACUUCACGGAAAGAGCCAAGCAACUGACACCACCGCCAGCAGUCACCGGGAAACGACGACGAGAAGCAGGCGAGGACAAGGAGAAUGAGAAUGGCGAUGGCCAACCUACUGCAAACCAACGUCCGGCAAAGAAAGUCCAGCGCAAACCUAUCAAGUCUAGAGAAAUACAUCGUCGCCGCCAGGUUACGCCGUAUGCCGAUCGUCAACGUCGUCGUGCUCUUGAGAGCCAGGGGAAGAUCCAGAGGACUUUGUUCAGAAUUCCAGAGUUGAUUGCACAGAAAAAGGCUGCUGAAGCCGCCUCUUUGAGCGAAGACAAUAACAAUGCUAAUUACGAUGAGCACUCAGAUAUUGAUGCUAUUUCUAUCCCAGCAGAUCCCACUGCAACGGAGGCUAGAGUAGUUUCGGCCCACAAUAUACAGUCGUCCCCACCUGAACUUCGGCCAAGCACACCAGCACGCGCCGGAUGGAGCUUUGGUGGCUUACUUGGUUCAGUCCCUCGAUCAAUUUCAAGAUUCCUACCCUCAUUUGGCGCCGAAACAACUCAGAACGAGAGACACGAUGAAGAUUCGCCGAGUCAACGUCACAGACCAACUGUGCAUCAUGAAAACCUUUCCAAAAACCUUUCCAAUGAAACAGCGCAGCUUAGCUACAUGUCACGGACCCAGAAAAAUGACGAUGACCGCCAUGAUUACAUACCAGUAUCGCCUGCAGUUGGUCCUUCCACCUCGGAGGAGUGGAAGGACACUCCAUCAGCAUUGCCAGAGCCACCUGUUUCCAUCCCAGUUCGAACACUUGUUACAACCCAGCAGGAAGAUGACGAGGAAGACCUUUCCUACGAUCUAUUCCCCAGAAACCACAGGUUAUCGAGUUAUUCUAGAGAAGCUGCUCUUCGCCAGGCCGAAGAAGAUGCUCGCCAGGCACGCGAAGAGGUCCGUCUUGCCCAGGAAGUUGCGCGUCAAGCGCAAGAAGAAGCUCGCCUUGCCAAGGAAGAAGCACGACAAGCCCAAGAGACGGUAAAGCUAUACCAACCGACAUCGUCAAAGGCGAACGCUAACAGAGUAACCAAGACGAUAACUCGCAAGGAGAAGAAGCGCAAGCCCAUUCCAAACCCACCAGGGUGCAGCUAUGGAAUGGAUUUGCGCUACUUCGGGUCAACUUCCAGCUCCGAAGCUGACCCAUCCGACAACGAACAACCCGAACCAUCGGCGAGCGUUCGACCCGGUGUGCUGAAAACAACCGCCGGCGCAGACAGCCAAACCCCUGCGCGCGGCGCACUUCGACAGCGAAAACAGGUACGAUUUGGCCCUAGCCCGCCAGACGUACCAUCGAAGUCACGCACAUCGGACGUGGUGGACGACAUUCCAGAGUCUCCACCACAAAUAACGGCGGCACCGGCAACUCCUGCUCCCCUCCCAGUCUCGACAAUUCCGUCACCCGAAGAUGUUGAGAUGACAACGCCAAGCCCGCUAGGGGAGCGGGAGUCCGACAACCAAACCCGAGGGCAAAACACUUACGGGUUCACGUACGAAGAGUUGUACGGCGAUGACUUCUUUGAUGAUAUCGACGAGGAUCCUGUCCCAUCUGGGACUGGGCCCUCGUCGUCCUCCGGUAUCGUCGAAGAAGUCGGGGUGCUCCCUCAGCCAAUUCCAAGGGGAGUACUUCUUGGCCAUUCCAACGGCCAAAUCGCCGCUGCACCUCCUGCGCGACCCGCCCUCGCGACAAUGCCAGUGCCGUCGUUUCGCCCCGCAUCGAUAGGAGCGGCGGCUGUUGAGAGGCAGAUGGCGGACGUGGAAAGGUUCCGCCCUCGGCUUCCCAGCAGCCUGCGCACCGCGGAGCGAUAUUCGUCAAGCCCCGUGCCGGCUUCGUCACCGGCUCUCCAGGGGGUUGUAGGACAGGGACCUCUUUCCCACUCGUUUCAGUGGCCAGCGGCCACUGAAACUGGGUUCUCUUUGCAGGCCCGGCCGAGUCACGACCGGCUGAGGUUGGGAUUCCGGCAGAUUCUGAGGCAUGAGUAA